GUCUUUACCUGAGAAAACAGUCACACCCAUCAUCUUCAGCCCUACCAAUCACAGGACAGAAUCAGCACUUCCUGUUUCUGUGAGACAGAAGCAUGCAGUGCCAGUGAGGGUGAGGUGAGUGAAAGGCUGAAUUACUGGAACAAGCUGUAGCGCAAUCACUGUGAGUCUAUUGAGUUUAUGAGAAGUGAAGAAAAGCUGCGUGUGAGCUUGAACAGACGGUAACUUUUGGACUCCACUUUAAGACAGUGCUGGAGGGGGAAAGUAUAAGGAAAACAGAAACAAACGGAGGGGAGGAAGAUAAGUGUCAAUCUGUUCAAACUUGUUUGGGAAUUUGAGAAGGGCGGGAGGAGGGGACGAGAGAGAGUGAAACAGAGAGAGAGAGAGAGAGAGGAACACUGUGAGAAUCUUUUUUACUUUGUUGAAAACUAUUUUUACUUACAUGAACACAUUAAGCAGGACAGAGACAGGCCAGAUAAUUAAAUCAGUGUUCUUAGUACAGCAUUUAUCUCACUCAACUUUGGUUCUCUCAAUGGGCAAACACUGAUAUGUGGAAUGUCUGUGAGUUGUGCAAUUCUUGCUAGCUUCACUUUGUCAAGAAAGCAAAGAAAAACUUGGAGAGAGACAGAGAAGCGUCCUCCAAGACACUUCUCAGGGUCUCUAUUUUGCCAUGGAAACCAGGUAUAUUAAUUGGGCUAUCCAAGACACUGUGCAGAUACAGUCCUCUUAAGGUGCACUAGACAGGUUGUCAAUCAAGUCCUUAAGCUAAUUGGCAAAGGUGACCUGGGUGGAGAAGAGACUUGGAAACACCAAAAAUGGACAAAACAAAAGAAAAAGAAAUGGAGCCAGACUCGUGCGAUGGGAUUAGGGAGAGAUUUCCUGCAACCAGAAAAAGAGAUGGAGAGAUGGACAGGAGAGAAAGAGAGAGGCGGAGAAAUGGAGAUCGACGUGCAAAUGGAAGCUCAUCAAUGUCAGAGCAGGGUGAAUAUGGAGGCCAAGACGAUGAGAGGAGAAAAGGGGACACUUUUCCAAGGAUGUCAAAACCACCCAGAGUGAGAGACAGAAGGAUACCACUUCCAGACUAUGAAAGAGAGCGUCACAUGGGAAGACCGAAGGACAUACUGUAUGAAAAUGAAAGAGAAAAGGAAAGGAGGAGAUACAGAGACUUGGACAUGCAGAGUGAAAGAGAAAUUACAAGAUACAGGGAGGAGUUAAGGAGAAAUGAAAUGAGAAGGCCCCCAAGGGAGGAGCCAGAUAGACAGAGGGAACGAGAGAAGGUGUUUGACUCAGGAAUGAGAGGAAGUUAUCCAGGGGGCAGUGACCUUUCAGGCAUGAAGGAAAGAGAGACAGACAGAGACAGAUAUCGACAAAGAGACAGAGACGGCAGAUAUUAUCCUCAACAUAUGGAAAGAGAGACAGAGAGUUUCACAGAUAGGGAAAGGAGGACUGAGAGACCGAGAGAGGGAGAGAGAUCUAGGAAAAGAGAUACAAAAAGCGAAGGAGACAGUGAUGGAGACAGGGGUAAGGAAAGGAUGAGAGAAGAAGAUUCUAGACUUAGACACAAACUGUACAAGAGUGAAGGAGACAGCGAUGCAGACCGAAGGAUAGACAGAGUUAGAGAGAGAGACAGACGUAGGGAGCGAGAACCCGAAAGAUGGCGUGACACAGCAAUGCCUAGAGAAAGAGAUUACCGGGAGACAGGUUAUCGUGAUUCAAAAAGGGACAAUUUGGAACGACUUAGAGAAACAGAUAAAUCAAGAGAUAGAAUAAGAGAAUCCAAAGAGAGAAGAACGGACAGAGAUGCUUACUUGUACACAGCUGAAAGAGGAAGGUAUAGAGAUGGAGAAAGGAUAAGAGAAAGGGAUCGGUAUUCUGAAAGAGAGAUUGAAGAGAGGGAGAGGCGGAGGAAAGAGAACAGAGACACAGGGAGAAGUAAAACGGAGAAGAGUGGACAAAGUAGUGGAGAGAUGAUUUCAGGAAGUGAUUUCGAGAAUGAACAAAGAAGGGCAAUGAGAGAGAACCUUGUGGACAGCGAAAACACAUCUGAGAUUGAUAAAGAGAGAGUAGAGCAGGAAGUAGGAAGUACACAGAGGGAAGAAGAAAAGAGUGAAAGUGUUGCUGCUGUGGAAGAAGUUACAAAGAAACCCAUGAACAGGAUUAGGAAAAUGUGGCUGGAACCUCGGAGUGAGAGAAAGGAAAACGAGGAGCACACCGAGAGGGAGAGAGCACGAGAGAGGUACAUCCAAAGGUACCAAGAAAUCAUGACUGGAAAAGAAGAAGAACUUGAGAGAAGGAAAGCAAGAAAGAGCAAAAGUCUUGAGGACAAGUAUAGAGAACUUGAAAGGGCCGGGGAGUUCGUGAGGGAUGUGGAUGUAGAAAGGGAGGAGAAGAGGAUAGGAGAAGAGGACAUGGCUUAUGAUGAAGAAGCAAUGGAACCGGAGAGGCAGAUGGAAAGAGAGAAUGUGGCCGAUAACAUGGAAGAGAAUGACAGAGAUGAACAGAGAAGCAACAAUAGCUACGACUACUUGGAAAAUGAGGAAGGAAGUGAGGGAGAAAUGGAAACAGAGAAAAACAGAAUGACGUCAGCGGAUGAUGGGUUUGUAACCGUCUCCAGUGGAGGGGAUGAUGCAGAGGAAGAGGACUUUGAAGACUGCAAAGAAUUCUGGGAAGGUGGAGUUCCUGAAGCUGUCUCUGGACACUCAGGAGCUACUCAGGACAGAGAGAAUGGGGCAAAUGAAGAAUUGGAAAACCAAAGAGUAAAUGAGGGAGCAGAUUGUAUGGCUCCGAAAGAACCCCUAACAGUCUUUUGUGUGAUAGGUCAGACCUUUCCAUCACAAACCAACGAGAAUUCAAAUGUACAUCCUACUUCUGAAGAGGCAGCUAUUCGGAAUUCAGGUCAUAACGUAGACAACCAAGGUGAAAUGAGCACUGUAAAUGUCAGUGAAGCAUUUGAAAAGGUUGAAUGCUAUGAACAGGAUAUUGAAAGAGCCAUGGAUGACCUCAAUCUUUCUCCUAAUGUGGACAAACAGAAGGGAGCAGAAAAUAAUGACCAGGUAACAGAGGGUGUAACAUCACUAGAAGGCCAAAUGAUUCCUCCCAGUGAGCGAUCAGAACAAGACACCCUACCAGAACAUUCUAAUAAUGGUCAUGGGGCUACAGAGACUCAUAGUGAAGAGACAACACAAAGAGGAGAACAAGAACCUACCGGAGACACGGUGGAGCAUUUUGGUUCCAAUGACACAUGGAGCGCAUCUGAGGAACGAAAGCGAUGCUCUACUGCUCCUCACCUUAGAUGGGCCAAGAACGUGGUGAGAGAGAUCCUGGGUUCGAGGUCGGUGGACACAGAAAAUACAAGAGGUAGUGUGACACACAUAGACACGCAAACCAACACACAAACAGAGGGUGAGAGAGAAAUGGACAAGUCAAGAAAAGAGGAAGAAAUAAUAGAGGGAGGAGAAGAACAACAGGGAGGGAUGGAGAGAGAGUUGAAUGAGAACCGUGACUGGCUGGAUCCUAGUUCUAACCAGCACUUAGUUUCCUCAAAAGGAGAGGCAGACAGGAAGGUAGAGGUAGUAUCUAAUAAGAAAGACGAUAUAGCGGAAGUCGUUCUAAGCUCCAGUAGUUUUAGAGAUUUGGGGAAUGAGGCUCGCACGAGGAGGCGAGGGUUCCGAAAGACAGCGGAGAAAUCCAAAGAAGAGGAAGAGGAUGAGGAAGAAGAAGAGGGAGUGGCAAGGGACCGCAGGACGAGAAUAUUCACCAAAUCAGAUGGUGAAGAGGAUGGAUUAUCUUUUACCUGGAGUGAAAUGGAUCUAAGGAAACUUGGAAGGACAAAAAAGAGGAAUUCUAAAUUCUUUAACUCUCAGUUGUAUCAGGAGUACAAUGAGGUGGUCCAGAACAGAGAGAUCCUGCUGUCUCAUUCUGAUUCUCUAUUAAUAGGUUCAUCUUCCUCUCCAAAUCAUUCCCCUAAGCUAUCACGCAGACCUCUCCCACCUCUCCCUCAAGUCCUCUUACACCCUCACACUCUGUCCCAAACCAACUCCUUUAAAAGUCUAAAUGUGCCUCAGCAAUCCAUAAACAGGCCUUCGUCCCCUCGCGUGUCCAUCUCUGCUGUCUCACCCACACUGUGGCAGGAUCUCCCUGGAGUGAGGAGCAGCUCAGAGUUGGAGGAACUUACUGAGGAUGAGAGACGUCUACAGGAGGUGAGGUUUGAGGUUGUGACCUCUGAGGCCUCAUACUGCCGCAGUUUGGACAUCGUAGUAGAGAACUUUGUCAUGUCGAAACAACUCAACGUCAUCCUGUCUUCACAAGACAAAAACUGGCUGUUCUCCAGGCUAAAUGAUGUUAGAGCCGUCAGUCACAGCUUUUUGUCUCAGCUGGAAGAAGCAGUAGAAGAGAACAUAAUGCGUUUUACUGUCUGUGACAUCAUUAUCAAACUCUGUCCACGUUUCCGAAAUGUGUAUGUGCCAUACCUUACCAACCAAUCAUAUCAGGACAAGACUUAUCAAAGAUUAAUGGAUGAGAGUCAGGAAUUCCGUAGAGUUGUGGAAAAGUUAGAGCGUAACCCGGUUUGUCAACGACUGCCUCUACGGUCUUUCCUCAUUCUGCCUUUUCAAAGAAUCACUCGCCUCAAACUGCUUGUGCAGAAUAUUGUAAAGAGAACCGCUCCAAAAACCAAGGAUGAAGCACAAGCCAUUAAGGCCAUGAAACUACUUGAGAAGAUGAUCCAGGACAGUAAUGAAAGUAUCUCUCAAAUGAAGAACAUCGAGUCACUUGUCACCCUCAAUGCCAAAGUUGACUUUGAGUGCAGGACUCUUCCAUUGAUCAGUCAAUCACGCAGACUGGUACGAGAGGGAUCUGUGACUGAACUGAUAGACUUUUCUCUGAAAGACCGGGAAGAAGAGAGAAAUGUUUAUUUGCACCUUUUCAAUGACUAUCUCCUGGUCUCUUUGCGGAAAGAAGGGGGUAGGUUUACAGUUAUCGACCAUGCACCUGUGUCAGAGCUGCGGGUUGAGAACUGCAGGUUCAAACUGCAUUCUUUACAAAAAAACCUGUUCCGUCUGCACAUGCCACAAAAAGCUCUGCUCUUGCGGACAGAUACCCAAGGCAAUAAAUUGCGCUGGAUAUCAGCACUGUCACGUCCUUAUCCUGAGAUUGACUUCGGUGCAGUUCAGGACGUUUCGCAAAUGCAGUGCAUCAGAGCAUAUGUUGCCCAGCAACCAGAUGAGCUAAGUUUAGAGAAAGCUGAUGUCCUAUUAGUUCACCAGCAGAGUAGUGAUGGCUGGGUGGAAGGAACUCGUCUGUCAGACAGGCAAUGUGGUUGGGCCCCCGAGUCUCAUCUGGAGACAAUAGUCAGUGACAAAGCAAGAAAGCGCAACCUGCUGGACACCAUGAAAAUUGCUACAGCUGCAAUGUAAUGUAAUGCAAUGUACAGCCUUCAAGCUUCUCAGGUGGACUUUUCAACUGCAAUUUUUUAGUAUUACUUUAAAGUCUUAUGCAAAAAGAACUUCAACAACUUUAAGGAUUUAUGUCUCAACUUCAUGGGAAGUUUCUAUUUAUUUUGGGUAUACACUCAAGCUGAUAAGGGUGAUGUGGGUUUUAGGGCCUCACCCAUGUCAGGGUACUACUCCACACCCUGCUAAAGGGUCUGAAUUACGGAAACUGAAUUCCUUAGAUGGACCUUGGACCUUGGACCUUGGAAAUGGUGCAAAUGCAGCCAUAUGCAGUACUUGCUCCAACUGAGUAUCUAUGCAGCUUCCAUAGUGUUUCUAUAAGACUGUCUAAUAAUUUGGAACUGGGGAAUCACUCGUGGGCAGAAGUUUGGACUAGAGUUUGUUGUCAUCAUUAUGGGCAAGCCGUCUCUCACUGAGGAACUAUGACAGCUGGAUGUAAGAUAUAAGCAGGAUCUACAUCAUUGUGUUACGCUGAACCGCACACCUGCAACAAAACUACUUGUUCUGUUUUCUAUAAACAUCAGAUCCCCUUCAGUGUGGAAAAUAAAUGCUGUCGGACUGCAGCUUGGUGGGAAUAAUGUUUGAAGAGUUUUUGUUGUGCUCAAGGACACAAAGACAGUGCAAAAGGACAAAUUACUAGUAAUUGUAAAAAACGGUGGACAUUUAUCAAAGUGCAAAUUUUAUUUAGGAUCAUGAAUUAUGGAUGGCUACUUUUUAAGACCAAAAAGUGUACAUUACCCAAGGUUGUCUACAAUGUACAUAAUAUAGGUUUUUAACAUAAAAGCUAAGAGUGUUAUGUUUUCAUGGGAUAAUUCCAUCUUUGCUUACUGUUCACACUGAGUAGCAUAUAACUGUAAUAUGCCUUCAAAAUAAACAGAU
Labeo rohita (rohu) is the source of this 6326-nucleotide messenger RNA. It is a transcript of the gene arhgef5, whose product is annotated as Rho guanine nucleotide exchange factor (GEF) 5. The transcript has 15 exons. Gene Ontology annotation, molecular function: guanyl-nucleotide exchange factor activity; protein binding. Gene Ontology annotation, biological process: activation of GTPase activity; intracellular signal transduction. Bases 813 to 5411 code for a protein of 1532 amino acids. Gene Ontology annotation, cellular component: cytoplasm; nucleus. NCBI's taxonomy places the organism in Eukaryota, Metazoa, Chordata, Actinopteri, Cypriniformes, Cyprinidae. The record is from RefSeq and is a predicted model, not a curated record.